UCACCGCAGUGACUCUUUGGUCAGAAAUGGCGAACCCCAUAUGGUAGAUCGAAUGGGGCUUCAAUAUGUCGAUAGAAGGGGGUCUGUCAAGUAAAGAAUAUGGCGGCACCCAUGAAAAACAUGCGACCGGCUUCAGUGUAAAUAAAGGCGACAUAUCUGACACAUUUAUUGAGAGAACCGAAUCAUAUCAUAAAAAGAACAAUGAAGAUGAAAUUUUGUCAUUUCAAGAUGGCGACAUUAUCGCAAAAAAUAUUGACACUGACAUUGAAAAUGUACAAUUUCUAUCAAGCGAAGAUCUUGACAGCUUCAGGACAGAUCCUCAAAACGAUUCCGAAUGGUUGAGAAGUAGACAUGAUAGUGAUAACUUUGACAUUCCUUCGUCGUCUUCUGAUGAGGGUGAUUUCUUUGAGGCGAGUGUUGUCGAUCUCGCCUCGGGUGGUACCGGUAUAUCACUACCACUGGACAGUGAUGUUUCUGGUGCUCAAAUAUUCAUGUCUCCUUUAAAUCAGCCUGUGUUCAGCACAACAGAUACAAAUCUAGUCAUUCCACCAUCUUCCAUUCAUCAAAAUAUUAACUCUGUAUUAAAUGCAAACAUAAUCACAGACAUAGGGCAGUUGUCACAGUCUAUUAAAAACAAUGAACAAACUGAUACAUGUACUGCCGAAAACUCUCAAACCAUAACAAUAGUUGGACGGAAUGAAGACAUAAAUAAUGCUGCAAGACAAAGUGCAACCUACCAUGUAGGAAAGCCGCCAGGUCAUAUACCUGAACCUACAGUAUUGAUGGCCCCUAUCAAUGCCAAUAACCCACAGUUAAUUCAAGCAACAGCGAUUCCACAGACAAUUCAAGUGAUUCCACCACAGUCCUCAAUGACUCCACAGGGGAAUUUGAAGUUUGCCACUAUUUCCAUUUCAACAGACAAACCUUCAAACUCAACCCACAUCCUUGUGAAUACAAACCAGGGCAACCAGUUAUAUAAAAUCAAUACAGCUGAUCUACAACAAGCCACAAAUGCAAUAAAACCAACACAGCCACAGGAGGGACAACAUCAAACAAUCCCACAAACAGGUUAUUUGUUGUUAAGUCCUGACACAUCAAACAAUGGGCUGGUUAAUAUCGUACAGAUGGAUGGAGUACAAAAGGUCCUACAGCUAGAAAGCUCACCUAAAGUGCUGAUGAAUUCUAUGGAGAAUAAGAAGGUGUUUGUUUGUCCAGUAGAGGGCUGUAGUAAGAUGUUUAGGAGAUUAUCAAAAUAUAAAACUCAUCAAAUGAGACAUACUGGAGAAAGGCCAUUUAAAUGUUCCAAAGCAGGCUGUGAAUGGGCGUUUACAACUCAUUACAAGUUAAAACGACAUGAAGAAUCACACGAGGGCAGGAAGUCUUUCAUGUGUCCUAUACCUGACUGUGGAGGGAAGUUCACAACAGUUUAUAAUCUCAACUCCCACAUUAAGUUACACAGUAGACCGUGUACAGAGCAAUGUCCUGUGGAGGAGUGUGCACUCAAGUUUGCUACCAAGAGACAGUUAGAUGCUCACAUGAAAUCACACAGUGGGCAUGAAAAAACAUACAAAUGUCCUCAUGAAGGUUGCGACAAAGUGUUCAUAUCAGCAUUGUCCAUGGGUUCUCAUCCAAGGGUUCAUCAACAUAACAAAGAUGAUCUGACCUGUACAUUUGAAGGCUGUGGGAAGGUGUUUGACAAAACGUGCAGACUUAAACAACACAUGAGAUCACAUACAGGAGAGAAACCUUACAUCUGUGGCUUUGAUGGUUGUGAGUGGGCUUUUACAACAGCCAGUAAAUUAAAACGACAUCAAGCCAAACACACAGGAGUCAGAAAGUGGGUGUGUGAUCUCUGUGGUAAAGCCUUCAUGAGAUCUGAGCAUCUCAAAGGUCAUAAAAUCACACAUUCAGGGGAUAAACCAUUUGCCUGUCCUGUUGAAGGAUGUGGUAUUAAAUUCACUGCCAAAAGUAGUUUAUUUGUUCAUAUCAAGAAGCAUGAGAAUGGUGGAAAGAAAGUGAUGUACCACUGUCCAAUGGAGGGAUGUCUGAAAAAAUACUCUAACAAACCCUCACUGAGGGCUCAUAUUGUCAAACAUGUUAAACAGGUGAUGUCUGAGGGUAACAGUACACAGGCUGACAACAUAGAUAUCAUGCCUUACCUAGACAAUGAUCUGCCUGAUAUUGGACUACUGGCAUCUAUAGAUGGACCCAAUUCUUCAGAAGUUCCAGAUGGUCAACCAGAAGUGACUGAUACAGACUGUCCUCAGAAUGCCCCAGUCCAAGAAACUUCCUCUGGACAAGUGAUGAUAGAUCCAUCCGAAUUUAUAGCAUCUUCUGGUAUUUCAGAAACAUCAUUCAUUACAACAGAUAGUGGUGAUGUCCAACAGAUAAGUCCUGACGUCAUCAACCAGAUCCUAUCCUCCAUGGAACGGCAGGAUCAGAUGGCCACCACUACUACUGACACAAUAGUGACACCCUCACCUAGCACCAAGACAAAAGGAGCAAUGUCCAGUAGUAAAUCAGGUGGUUCAGCAAGGACAGAUUACCAUGGUAACCAUCUGAUGAGUGAGAGAGCAAAGAAAAGAAGAAACAAGGAGGCAUCAUCCACUGCAACUGGUGACACUUCAUUCCAAGAUUCAGCAGAGAAGAAUAACUAUAUGACAAAUUCCUUCACUUCAGGUGAUGGCAUGACAUCUAGAGGGAUUACAUUCCGAGAUCCAGAGACAGGGGUGUUGUAUCUACAAACCCAGCUAUUACAGGAUGACCCACCAAAUAUGGAUAUGUACUGUGAAGACCAAGAGAUUUCUCCUGACCUGCCAGUGACUUCGUGUACGCCUUUACAUGACAAUUCUUCUAUACCAGAAUUUACUGAGUCCACGAUAAACUUGCAAGAUUUAGAGUAGAAUAUAUAUUCCAUAAGUUAUUGGGUCGCAAUAAACUUUCAAGAUCUGGAGUAGAUUAUCUAUUAAAAUUUACUGGGUACUAGAAACUAACGUGAUCUGGAGUAAAUCAUUACAGCUGAUUAUACUGCCUUGUUACAGGCAUUAAUUACAAACUGGUCAAGCAAGCAUUUAUCAUUAUACAAUAGAAUGAUCUGAUGUGGUUUGUUUUGUUAGGCCAAAAAAAAAUAUAUGUCUGUUUCCUGCUGCCAAGGCAAUUAAAUCAGGGUUGGUAGGUCAGAUUUUUUUUUUUUUAAUUUUUGCACUCCCUGUCAGAUUUGCAGUCGGUUAAAUGUCAUGUUUGGUUAGUGUCCUGUACCCCAAAAUGAUUUAAUCCCUUUAAAGAAGCUUUAAUUGAAUAAUCCUCCCAGUGCCGACAUUUUUUAAACCUUAAUUGUAGCACAUUUGUGCUGGGAGCAGCCAUUUAAUUGUUUUGUUAUAGUAAGAUACGGAUCUGGUUCGGACCUGAAAAGAUUUGAAUAAAAAGAUCUAGGGUCGGUUGGGGAAACAGGAAACCGACAUAUAUUUUUUUUUGGCCUUACAUUUGACCAAUUUGUAACUUUUACCAUCUAAUUGUGAAUUUUGAAGGGCUUGCAUGCAUGUCAGAAGCUCAUCUAGUGAAAUGGCAAUAUUGUAACUUCAAAGUUCUGAUCAACAUGAUCAAUAUGUUUAUCUGAAUGUAACUUUGUAGCUAUUUCAGAUGAAUUGAUUCUUGGUCUCAUCAUUUUCUAAGUUUAAAUCAUGCCUAAAUUGUCUUAAUGCAACAUUUAUUUCUGAAAAUACUACAUACAGUAGAAAAUGUGAUAAUGAUUUAAAGAACACUGGCAUAUAUCAUGGCCGCAAUGAUAAUUUAUUUUAUGUCAAUGAGUGUGUAGCUAAAGAUAAUAUCUUUUGUUAGCUUGCUUGCUAGCUGAACCCUCCUUUAAGAGUAGACAAGUUUGACAGAUAACAAAACUAUCUGUCUGUAGGACUAGGCUACUUCGAAAGGAGGGUAGUAAACCUUACUUAACAAUGACUUCACGGUUCAGCUAGUAAGCAAGCUAACCAAGGAUAUUACCUUUAACUACAUACUCAUUGAAAUCUGCUGUAAUUAAAAAGAUUUAAAUUUUAUAUAAUCCAAAGGAAUAUUUUCCUUGUUUACUUUUUGUUAUAAUUUAGGGUUAAUUUAUUCAGUUAUAGGCACAACUGACAAGAAUUUGAUUUACAACAAAAUGCACAUUUUAUAGUGCACAAAAUAAAAUUAUCUUUGAAUUUUGUAUUAAUGUAUUUUGUAAGACUUUGUGAUUAAUGUUGACUUUUGAAACAAAAGUGCUAUUAUAUUCAAUAUAAUGUACAUUAUAAUUUUGAAUGUGCAAUAUUCCUGUAGUUAUAGCUGUUUUAAAAAAGGAAUAAAGUGAUCAAAGAUUUAUUGGAAAUUCUGUUGGCCCAAUAAAAUCAACAGAAAUUUUAUGUAUGAUUGUAGCAAUUGAUUUUCUAUUAAACUAUGAUAAAAAUAUUAGGAAUCAAACAUGCACAGAAUUUUCUAACAAUUGAAUCGGCUAAAUAAAUCGGUACUUUGUUAAGAGGCAACACACAACAAGUAAAAAGAAAUUGUUUAAAAAACAACUGAAUAUUUUGAUCACUGGAAAUAUUUGCUAGUAAUUUUACAUUAGGCAUUACAGAUCUGUAAACAAUGAAAGUAUUUAAUGGUACAAAUGUAAUUCUGCACAUCCAGUUCUUAUACAUUUUAAAGAAUACUGUUUGGGAUUGCUUUAAUUUCACAAUUUUCAGUUCGGAAUAAAUUAAUAUUUAAGUAUAAAAUGAUGUUUAUAGGAAUACUAUUAUUUCCAAUGCAAUUUAUACUACAAAAGUUUUGUGUUGUCUGUAAAAUUGUUUCUGAAAUGUGUAGAACAAUUGUCGUGUAUUUUGUAAGAUUGAAUUGUGAAUAAGCAGGUUUUACUGCAUACUUCAUAUAGAAUGGUUUUUCCAUUCAUCAUUUAGAAUUGUAUUUUGUUACAAUUAUAGAUGAUAUAUUGUUAUAAAUAAAUCUGUUGUCAGUUA
Molecule: messenger RNA, 4979 nt
Organism: Mytilus trossulus (common blue mussel)
Lineage: Eukaryota; Metazoa; Mollusca; Bivalvia; Mytilida; Mytilidae
Exons: 13
Coding region: 66-2903 (945 amino acids)
Biological process (GO): regulation of transcription by RNA polymerase II
Cellular component (GO): nucleus
Molecular function (GO): DNA-binding transcription factor activity, RNA polymerase II-specific; RNA polymerase II cis-regulatory region sequence-specific DNA binding
Source: RefSeq, a predicted model, not a curated record